GUGGAAGUAAGACGGCUUAGGGGGGAGGCAGGACGAAAGGAAGAACCAAAGGAGGGAAAGCCGCGCCAGGUCCUCCCCGCCGGGAAGCAGGAGUCCGGCUGUCGCGCGGGCUCGAGGCGGGUGGCGCGCUGGGUGCAGGACGAAAGCAGGAGGCGGCGCGGCUGCCGCGGACUGAGGGGCUGGCGAGGCAGGCGGCGGCGCGGCUGCCGCGGACUGAGGGGCUGCGAGGGAGGCAGCGCCACGGACGAGUUAGGGCCAGGGCAGGGGAGGCGGUGCCUCCCGACCGAUCCCGGAGAGUAGCGUCGGGCUGAGGAAAGCCCAGUAGAUCCCAGCUCGGCGCCCGGCAACCUUCGACGCGAUGUUCCGCUGGAGCUUUAACCGUUUUUGUGCUGGAGAAGAGAAAGGAGUUGGUACACGCACAGUGUUUGUUGGCAGUCAUCCAGUUUCAGAAACAGAAGCUUACAUUGCACAAAGAUUUUGUGGUAAUAGAAUAGUUUCAUCUAAGUAUACACUUUGGAAUUUCCUCCCAAAGAAUCUGUUUGAACAGUUUAGAAGAAUUGCAAAUUUUUAUUUUCUCAUCAUUUUCCUUGUACAGGUCACAGUAGACACACCAACGAGCCCAGUUACCAGUGGACUUCCACUUUUCUUUGUUAUAACUGUUACAGCCAUCAAGCAGGGAUAUGAAGAUUGGCUAAGACACAGAGCUGACAAUGAAGUCAACAAGAGCACUGUUUACAUUAUUGAAAAUGCACAGCGAGUACAAAAAGAGAGUGAAAAAAUCAAGCUAAAGGAUGGUGAAUUUCAUUGA
This is a messenger RNA of Manis javanica (Malayan pangolin), 808 nucleotides long. Lineage: Eukaryota; Metazoa; Chordata; Mammalia; Pholidota; Manidae. The record is from RefSeq and is a predicted model, not a curated record.